AUGGAUCAGAUAACCAAUGUUUCUGAGUAUGAAGCAAUUGCAAAGAAGAAUUUGCCGAAGAUGGUCUAUGACUACUAUGCAUCCGGUGCAGAGGACCAGUGGACUCUUAAGGAGAACCAACUCGCAUUUUCUAGGAUCUUGUUUGGACCUCGAAUUCUUAUUGAUGUAAGCAAGAUAGACUUUAGCACAACUAUAUUGGGGUUCAAAGUUUCAAUGCCAAUCAUGAUUGCUCCUACAGGCAUGCAGAAGAUGGCUCACCCUGAAGGAGAGUGUGCAACCGCAAGAGCAGCAUCUGCAGCUGGCACAAUUAUGACACUGUCCACUAUGGCUAAUUCCAGCAUUGAAGAAGUUGCCUCAACAGGACCUGGUAUUCGCUUGUUCCAACUCUAUGUGUUCAAAGACAGGAAUCUGGUAGCACAGCUUGUCGAUAGACGGGCUGAGAGGGCUGAUUAUAAGGCGAUAGUCCUCACUGCUGACACCCCAAGGCUUGGGCACAGGGAGGCUGAUACCAAGAACAGGUAUUUUACAUCAAGUACCGGAGAAAUUGGUAGACCAGUGGUGUUCUCAUUAGCUGCUGCCGGUGAGGCUGGUGUGAGGAAAGUACCAAUGCUUCGUGAUGAGCUGGAGCUAACAAUGGCAUUAAGUGGUUGCUGCUCGUUAAAGGACAUCAGGCGAGACCACAUUGUGACAGAAUGGGACGCUCCUCGAAAUAUUGCUCCCAGAUUGUAAAAUAGUGUGCUUGAUUCUUGUACCAGAUGAGUCUUUUUUGUUAUAGAUUUUAGUGAGGAGAACAAAUCCAGCACACCAAACAGUCUAGAGAGAAGUCACGCUGGUUAAUGCACAUUGCACAACCAUCGCUGUUGUCAGGUCCCCGGUCACAGCACAAAUAUCUCCGGCAAUGUUGUUGUCUCAACGAUCUUCUCUAUUAACUUUGAACAUAGCCAUCCAGUUAUAUGGAUCAACGUCGCUCAUGUGUUGAGUUGUAGCUGUCAGUACUCAUUAGCCUGGACUUUUAUUUAGGGGUAUAUAGAGAACCUCAACUUAUAAUUGUUCUUUGUUUCUUGAUUCAUGAUGAAGAAAACACAAGAUUAUUUACAAGGUUAAUAAACUAAAGGGAAAGUCUCCCUAAAACGAAACUAGAAAAAGAAGACCAGACCAUCACAGGGCAGAUUUAAUGUCAAUGGCAUUCGCUUUCAGCAUA
Messenger RNA from Fragaria vesca subsp. vesca, 1201 nucleotides. RefSeq names its product peroxisomal (S)-2-hydroxy-acid oxidase GLO1-like. The record is from RefSeq and is a predicted model, not a curated record. Lineage: Eukaryota; Viridiplantae; Streptophyta; Magnoliopsida; Rosales; Rosaceae.